GGCGGACGGGACGUCCUCCGGCUGUACGGCUAUUCGGAACAAAAGCCUGAUGGGCUCUACUUCCCGGAUUCCCAGUCCGAGCCGGACAUCCCUCAAGUGGCAUCCGUCACUGUAGACGUCAUGCUCCUUCGUGCAGAGCUGAACCUUGUUCUCUUGGAAACGCACCCCAAUCCUCAGGUGUUGCAAGAAUUAAUGGACCAGGGCUUACAGGUCAACCAGACGGCCGAUGCUGGAUCCCUGAAUCCACUUUUAACCAUGAUUCGCACAGGUAAUGGGAGAAAGAGCCACAGGGGGUUAGUUGUAAGCUGCCACGUGCCUGGGGCGUAUUUUGUAAGGCAAACCAGGUUCGUAAUCAAACCUGGAUGGCAAAUGCUGGCGGGGUUGAGAUAAACCAAGAUUGGAAGAGGAAGGAUCUUCUUUAUUAAGAGGCAGGGGAGACGUCUGAAGGAUCUUCCAACCGAUCGUAGAUCAUCCA
Messenger RNA from Notechis scutatus (mainland tiger snake), 475 nucleotides. The record is from RefSeq and is a predicted model, not a curated record. Lineage: Eukaryota; Metazoa; Chordata; Lepidosauria; Squamata; Elapidae.